This is a messenger RNA of Durio zibethinus, 996 nucleotides long. The record is from RefSeq and is a predicted model, not a curated record. NCBI's taxonomy places the organism in Eukaryota, Viridiplantae, Streptophyta, Magnoliopsida, Malvales, Malvaceae.
AUGUCUAGCUUACUCAGGGAAGAAAGCAGCGGCGCCCUGGAAACCUGUUUUUCUUCAAGUUUUACGGAUGCACGCUUUCAGGAAAUUCCUGGGAAAUAUGCUCAAAACCGUGGAGCAAUAACUUUUGAUGAAAUCCCUUUUAAAUUUGAUGUUUAUCCUUCUGCUGUUGUAAAACAGGCCUCAGAUUCUACCGCUCUACCCAUGGUGGUGGAGCUUGAACGACCCGCCGAUCAUCAACUACUCACAACAAAAGUGUCAGCGUCGGAGAACAAGAGAAGGAAAGUAGAAACGAAGGUAGAAAUAGAGAAGAAACGUGAGAAACAACGAAAAAGUGUUGGUGACCUGGAAAAAGCGAAGGAAAGCAGGGUGAAGCCUGGUGUAAAGAAUAAGAAGAAAGCUCCUGAGAAGGUACAAACAGAUAAUUAUGCUCAUGUCAGAGCCAGGAGAGGUAUAGCAGCAGACAAACACAGCCUUUCUGAGAGGACAACUGGCAAGACUCAGAUACUGCAUGAAAUUAUUAGAUAUGUUCAAUUCUUACAGCAUCGAGUGGAGUCUUUAGCAGCAAAAUCUGCUCCGAUAGAAUCCAUUUUCAGUGAAUCUGGAAAUGGAGUGUGCUUAGUUACUAACACACUCCUUUUCAAGGAAUUUUCUAGCUUGGAACAGUCAUUGCCUCCCUAUCAUCUAGAAUCCAACUCCACCGACCAGCUUACAGGUUUCACCGCGGCAACACUCAAAUCAACUUCCUCGUUACUUCCUGAUCAGCCAGAAAGGCACCAGAGAUUGAAUAUCACCACUCAAGUGAGAAGGGCUCUGGGCAGAGGUCCGGCGCCCUCGCUGUCUGGCCACCGGAGCACCGUGCCGGCCGCCGCCUUAUCCGCAGUCGUCAGUGGUCGGAUACUUCAAAAGGGACCAGGAGGUUCCUUUCGACGCGAUCUUUCCAGAUCUGGUCUCCUUUUCGUCAGAAACGACCCCGAUCGACGUAGAUCGGGGUUCUAA